AUGUUUCGUCCUUUGUUUUGCUUUCUGACUUUGUUGGUGAGUGUUGCCUUUGUAUGCGUGGCAGCGGCUAAUGGUCCUCCCCCUCCACCUCCACCUCCACCUCUACCCGGUGGUGGUACUUGUACCUCAGGUACUACUGAUUCAAAGUGUAAUACUGGCGGUAGUAUAUCUGAAGUUCUUCUUCCUGAUUGUGUGAAUGCUCCUGGGACGGAUGGUUGCCCUCCCACUAAUCGUGAAAAUGAAAAUAGAUGCAGUGAAGAUUCUGAUCCUCCUUGUCCAGAACCACGAAAGGAACCUGGGUCACCUGCAUUGGAAGAACGUAGUACAAAGGGUCUUGUACACGGUUCUCAAAGUCCUUCUGAUGAAAUUGCUGCUGAACGUUCUGCUUCUUUCAGUAAAAAAAAUCAACCUGGUGCUGGUCCUCCAUCUGAAGUUGCGGGUAGUGAUCGAAGUAAUCAACCUUUGCCUACCGCUCAAAACCCUGGACUAACUACACCAGAACAGACUCGUCAUCUUUCAGUUGCUUCAAGUCCACAAAGUACUCUCAGUGAUGCUGUUGCUGGUUCUGCUAGUGGUGUUCAAGGUGGUACUUCAUCUUCUAAACCUUUUACAUCUACUACAGCUGCAGAGGGGAGUGGUGAAGUUCCAUCUCCAGGUGAGUCUCAGAAUAGAGACAGUUUAUCACGUGAAAGUGGAUCACCAGCUACAACUUCUCCAAACGGCUCAGACACGCUGAGUGACGGUGGUAAUAGCACUGCAACGACUGUGAAUGGAAGUACACCUACAUAA
This is a messenger RNA of Trypanosoma theileri, 789 nucleotides long. RefSeq lists its product as uncharacterized. The record is from RefSeq and is a predicted model, not a curated record. The coding region runs from base 1 to 789 and encodes 262 amino acids. NCBI's taxonomy places the organism in Eukaryota, Euglenozoa, Kinetoplastea, Trypanosomatida, Trypanosomatidae. The transcript has a single exon.